This is a messenger RNA of Musa acuminata subsp. malaccensis (wild Malaysian banana), 870 nucleotides long. RefSeq names its product transmembrane emp24 domain-containing protein p24beta3. The record is from RefSeq and is a predicted model, not a curated record. NCBI's taxonomy places the organism in Eukaryota, Viridiplantae, Streptophyta, Magnoliopsida, Zingiberales, Musaceae. Gene Ontology annotation, cellular component: COPII-coated ER to Golgi transport vesicle; endoplasmic reticulum-Golgi intermediate compartment; endoplasmic reticulum. Gene Ontology annotation, biological process: intracellular protein transport; endoplasmic reticulum to Golgi vesicle-mediated transport; Golgi organization.
UCAUGAGUGCUUCGAACCCCAGGGGAUCGAGUCUGGAGAUUCAUGGAGAAGAGGCAGAGAUGGAUCGGGCUCGUGGAGGUCUUUCUGAUCGUGGGGCUUCUCCUCAGCUGCCCUCGCCGUCUCUCCGCUCUGUCCGUCACGGUGAACGACUUGGAGUGCGUCUACGAGUUCGUCCCCUACGAGGGCGAUACCGUGUCCGGCAAUUUCGUCGUCGUGGAUCAUGAUAUAUUUUGGGGCUCUGAUCACCCCGGCAUUGAUCUCAUCGUGACGUCUCCAGCUGGUAACACUGUGCAUACCAUGAAGGGAACUUCUGGUGACAAAUUUGACUUCAAGGCUCCAAGAGCUGGAAUGUACAAGUUUUGUUUUCAUAAUGCAAACAGAGCACCAGAGACUGUCUCCUUUUACAUUCAUGUAGGCCAUAUUCCAAAUGAACAUGACCUAGCCAAAGACGAGCAUCUGGAUCCAAUAAAUGUGAAAAUUGCGCAGCUUAGGGAAGCAUUAGAGUCUGUCACAGCAGAACAGCGUUAUUUAAAAGCACGUGAAGCUCGCCAUCGCCACACAAAUGAGAGCACAAGAAAGCGCCUUACAUUCUAUACAGUUAUGGAGUACUUGGUGCUGGCUUGUGCUAGUGGACUUCAGGUUGUUUACAUCCGACGCCUUUUCAAUCGAUCAGUGGCAUAUAACAGGGUCUAGACUUCAUUGAGCCUUCAUUUUAUUCUUCGACAUUGUUUAUGUACCAUCACUAACUUUUGCUGGUAGUUAUUUAUUUUUUGUUUCAAGUUUUCCCUGCCAUAGUUCUUGUCGCAGAGGUUGUUUUAAUUUAUGUUUUGAAAGCAAGUUGGUAAAAGGAGUAGAAAACUUGAUUGGUUC